AUGGCGACAGCAUUUCUUGCUGUUGGCGUAGUGUUAAUUCUCUAUGUAGGCUAUCGCUUAUGUAAACAUUUAUUUCCACCGCCGAACAUAAGUCCUAAUGGUAAAUACAUUUUAAUAAGUAGUUGUGAUUCAGGCAUUGGCCAUGCACUAGCCAUCGAUCUUGAUAAACAGGGUUUUAAUGUAUUGGCAGGUGUUUAUGAUCCGGACAAUGAAGAACGUGUUGCUAGUCAAUUAUCAAGUCGAGCUACUGUUUUCUGUCUCGAUGUAACGCGUCAAGAAGAAAUAGAUGCUGCCUAUAAUAUGGUGACAGAAAAAACCAAUACCCUGCAUGCAUUAAUAAACAAUGCUGGAAUAUCCGCAAAUGGCUUGAUUGACUGGGUAUCCGUUGAGACUAUGCAAAAAUUAAUGGAUGUUAAUUUUUUUGGACAUGUUAAAAUGACGAAAACGUUUUUACCAUUACUAAUAUCACGACGUCACUCGCGAAUAGUAAAUAUUUGUUCAGUUGCUGGUUAUUUAGUUAAACCUGGAGCGGCAGCAUAUGCAGCGUCGAAAUUUGCAUUAGAAGCUUUUUCGGAUUGUCUACGCCGCGAAAUGCACUCGUGGGGCUUACAUGUAUGCAUUGUUGAACCAGGGUUUAUGAGAACGCCGAUUAUUGAAGGACGUGAUCGUGUAUGCCGUGAGGAAUGGUCAAAACUUGAUAGUCAGACUCGAGAUCGAUGGGGAGAAGAAUUUUUUCACGAUUUCAUACAUGGAUUAGAAAGAAGUCCUUUUGUUAUCAAUGCUGAAAAUCCUCAAAAAGUAGUGCAAGCAAUUCGUCAUUCUGUUAUGAAUAGUGUUCCACGUAUUCGUUAUCGACCAGGAUGGCAGUCGAGUCUUUUUCUUUUCCCAAUUUCUAUGCUACCGGCUUGGUUAACAGAUCUUAUUAUGAUAAAAAUGCACACUGAACAUGUUUCACCGGCUGGUCUUCUACACCAGCAUAAUUAA
Rotaria socialis is the source of this 984-nucleotide messenger RNA. NCBI's taxonomy places the organism in Eukaryota, Metazoa, Rotifera, Eurotatoria, Philodinida, Philodinidae. The record is from the annotation of a GenBank genome assembly.